AUGUCGGAUGAUGAAAGGAAUUUGAAAAAAGUGCGUUACCUGGAAUAUUGUCAGACAAUUUGCAUAUUGUUAACUUUACUAGCAUUUGCUGAUAUUUACUCACGUAUCGGUGAGAUGAAAACAAAUUGUUGGUUAAUAAAAGAUGAAAUAAUUUCAAGACGUAAUCGACGUGCCACUGCAUCAUUACAUUCCGUUCAAACUCUGUUGAAUACAUCAAAAGAUGAAGUUUUGAUGCAUUCAUUGUCAAAAAUUAAGGCUAAUGAAUUGCUUGAAAAAUGCUUGGAAAUACAUCAGUAUUGUACGGAAAAAUCUGGUAUUGAUCGUGGACCGCCUGGUCCAAUUGGACCACCAGGGCUACCUGGAAGUCCUGGAAAGCCUGGACUACCCGGACAAGAAGGUCUAAUUGGAAUACCUGGACCUCCGGGUCCACAAGGGCCUCCUGGUAUUCCCGGAAAACCCGGAAUUUGUCCAAAAUGUCCAGUUGCUGAGAAUUUUGAAAUGCUUCGUAAAACGGAAUGUCCAAAAGUUGAACCAAUGCAAUGUCCAACACAGAUAACAGUUGACGAUGAAGGCAGAACACGAUACGCUGAACGUCAAUUACCAUAUUUUGUUAGGAUACUUCUAAAUGAUACCGAUGUGUUACCGGAAAUUGACAAAUGUAUUCGCAUUUGUCUACCAAAUAUAACAAUACCAUCUGAUAUAGAUAUUCCACCAACCAGCACCGAAAUACCGUACAUCGAAGGAGCAACAGCUCAUUGUUACUUGGAUGAUGUUGGUAAACCAAUAUUUCAUGCUCAUUCUAAUACUUAUUUCGGAUCAUGGAUGCGUGAUGCUUAUCCACAAAAUGGAAAAGAUAUGAUGAAACGUUGGAUGACAAAACAUUUUCAAGGUGACACAGUGGAGGAAUAUUUAGACGAAGGUGACAUGCGAAGGCAACGAGCUUUUGUCACUCAUCAUAUGCCUUAUCUAUAUGAUGGAACAAAUUUGAUAUUUUUCAAUGGCUCAAUAUAUUUCCAUCGUGCUGGCACUCCUAAAAUUGGCAAAUAUGAGUUAAGUUCAAAGGAUUAUAAUGAAGUGCUAAUUGAUAAGCAUGCAGCGCAUAAAGGAAAUAAUUACUUAUUUAACUUAUCGAUGAAUUAUUUCGAUUUGGCUGUAGAUGAGAAUGCUUUAUGGGUACUGUUUCAUUAUGAGGAUGAAGAGUACUUAUCAGUGGCUAAAUUAGACAUUAGCAAUUUAACAAUCUAUGAAACUUGGAAUUUAACUUUGAUUAAUCAUACCGAAGUGGCGAAUGGUUUUGUCGUAUGUGGCGUACUGUAUUUGGUAAGAAGUUCAUAUGAUUUAAAAAGUGAAAUAGCAAUUGCAUAUGAUCUCUAUCGUAACAAAUAUCGUAAACCAAAUAUUCAUUGGAUUAAUUUAUACCGAAAUGCUAAUAUGAUAUCAUAUAAUCCUUAUGAUAAGCGAAUUUACAUUUAUGAUCACGGAUAUUUGCUAACUUUACCAGCAAGAAUCACUUGGAGAGCUAAAUAG
Brugia malayi is the source of this 1527-nucleotide messenger RNA. RefSeq names its product Olfactomedin-like domain containing protein (gene Bma-cof-2.1). The transcript has 10 exons. Gene Ontology annotation, biological process: signal transduction. Bases 1 to 1527 code for a protein of 508 amino acids. NCBI's taxonomy places the organism in Eukaryota, Metazoa, Nematoda, Chromadorea, Rhabditida, Onchocercidae. The record is from RefSeq and is a predicted model, not a curated record.